UCAGAGCUCAAAUUUCAGUCAUCACUCUUUAAUCUUCAUUUAUUCAUUAGUCUUUUGGGAUUUGGCGUAUUUCUAUUAAUUCUAUUCGCGACUCGCGUGUGAUUUAACAUUUUUGUGUGCCUAGUGUUUAGUGUCAACAAGAUUUGGAAGUUACUAUUAUAGUCUACUACUGUCUAUUUACUAAUCAGACCGAACAUUGAAUAGCGAGUUUUAAACGACCAGUGACUUCAUAAUUUUUUGGAAUAAAAAAUGGAUACAACAAAAAAUGAAAUGGAAUCAUCUGAUAAAAUUGAUAAUGUAAUGGACCAAUCAUCAGUAAACGUAGAAAAUUCUUUACAAGAAAACAAUAUUUCUUCGGAACAUGGUAUGGAUAAUGAAGAAAGGACGAAACGAUAUAAAAAUUUACUUACACUAUUAGAAAACAGUACUAAGUUAUCUAAUGCAUUUGAAACCAGAUUAAAAAAAUGUAAACUUCAAAUUAUUAAAAGCGAACUUGCAAAAGCUAAUAAAGUUGAUGAAAAUGUAUCAAGCGGUAUUGAAAAUGAUUCAAUCAAUGGUUCAAAUAAUCAACCAAUUGAAAGUGAAGAAUACGAGAACUAUUAUUUAAAGUUAUUUCAACAACCAAAAUUAUUUAAAGGAACACUUAAAAAUUACCAGAAAGAAGGUCUUUUGUGGAUAAGAACUUUGUUUGAAAAUGGAUUGAACGGUAUCUUAGCUGAUGAUAUGGGGCUUGGUAAGACUAUACAAACUAUAGCUUUCUACUGUUUCCUUUUAGAAAUGGGAAUAAGAGGACCAUUUCUUAUUAUUACUCCAUUGUCUACAAUCACCAAUUGGCUAUCAGAGUUUUCCAAAUUUUCUCCUCAGUUAAAAACUGUGUUAUACCAUGGAUCAAAUAUAGAACGCUAUGUAAUUCGAACAAAAAUUAAUUCAAACUAUAAAGUGGGAAAUUUAGACUGUUUCCCUAUUGUUCUUACAACUUAUGAAAUUUUACGUAUGGACACAAAACUUUUGAAACAAUAUGAUUGGAAGUUUAUUACGAUUGAUGAAGGCCAUAAACUGAAAAAUUCUUUUACUAUAACAACCAAAUGCCUACGUGAAUUUGCUUGUACAAAUAAACUUAUACUUACUGGGACACCUAUUCAGAAUAAUAUGGAUGAAUUAUGGACUUUAUUAAAUGUAUUGAUGCCAAAGUUAUUUAAUGAUAUUAAAGAUUUUAGCUCAUGGUUUGUGAUAGAUGACUUUCAUGGUACAAAUGACCGGAUUAUCGAUUUAGCUAAAAAAGAUGAAAUAUUGGACAUUAUAGUAAAAAUACUAAAACCUUUUAUUUUAAGAAGGCAAAAAAUGGAAACUGAUUUAAACUUGCCACCAAAGAAAGAAAUUGUUAUCUAUGCUCCAGUCACAGAACAGCAACAUAAAUUGUACAUGGCUACAUUGUCUAGAGAAAUGGACACAUUGUUAAAUAAGAAAUCGGAAAAUCAGAGUGAACCUGAAGUAAGGUCUAAAAGGAAAUGUGUAGAAUCUAUUGAAAGAUAUACUGAAAAUAGAGUAAUCAGAAAAACUGUGCCAGAAGAAAAAGUUGAGCCCAAAGAUAAGGCUGUUUCAUUGGUUUUAUUAAAUCCAUUUAUUCAAUUAAAAAAAAUAUCUAAUCAUCCAUACCUUGUCCACAUGCCUUUAAUUCCAGGGGAAAAUGCAAUUCUUGUUGAUGAAAACCUUGUUAAAGCUAGUGGAAAAUUUCUAAUAUUGGAUGCAAUGCUAUCAAAGUUAAAGUUGCUUGGUCAUAAGGUGUUGCUGUUUUCUACAAUGACGCAGUUAUUAGAUUUAAUCGAAGAGUUUUUGAUUUUUCGUUCCUAUGAAUACACCAGAUUAGAUGGUACCAUGAAAAUUCAAACUAGAGCGGAAGCAAUUGAUACAUUCACCAAUGAUGCCGAUUGUUUGGUGAUGUUGAUAUCUACACGUGCCGGUGGACUUGGUUUAAAUUUAACUGCAGCAGAUACUGUUAUCAUAUUUGACAGUGACUGGAAUCCACAAUGUGAUUUACAAGCCCAAGAUCGGUGCCAUAGAAUUGGCCAAGUAAAACCGGUUGUUGUUUACCGUCUAUGUACUAAAAGCACUGUUGAUGAGAAAAUUUUAAUACACGCUGCUGCUAAGAGGAAGUUAGAAAAAAUUGUUAUUGGCAAUGGUACAUUUAAUAGAAACACAAAAGUUAACUUGUCUAAUAUUAAGGAGCUAAUGAAUUUAUUAGAAUCAUCUGAUUAUGAUCAACAAAUACAUUCGAAUGGAUUUAUACUAUCAGAUGAAGAAUUAGAUUCACUUUUGGAUCGAUCUGAUAUGAUUAAGUCAACUCCAAAAACAGAUGCUACUCAAUCUUCUUCCAUACAUUUUGAAGUAUUAACUUAAAUGUUAACUAUUCUUUUUUUUCUUAAAAGUAGUACCUUUAUAGUUGUUAAUUUUGAUACAUUAAUUUAAAAAGAUAUAUAA
This is a messenger RNA of Melanaphis sacchari, 2478 nucleotides long. Its product is annotated as lymphoid-specific helicase-like. NCBI's taxonomy places the organism in Eukaryota, Metazoa, Arthropoda, Insecta, Hemiptera, Aphididae. Gene Ontology annotation, cellular component: nucleus; pericentric heterochromatin. Gene Ontology annotation, biological process: lymphocyte proliferation; DNA methylation-dependent constitutive heterochromatin formation; negative regulation of gene expression via chromosomal CpG island methylation. The transcript is spliced from 16 exons. Bases 250 to 2397 code for a protein of 715 amino acids. Gene Ontology annotation, molecular function: chromatin binding; ATP-dependent chromatin remodeler activity; ATP binding. The record is from RefSeq and is a predicted model, not a curated record.